UGAACGAAUGUGUACCUUUGACAUUGUUUAAACCGCCUCCGAACAUCUCAAGGAGGGAAUAUGAAUGUGUCACAGUUUCUUGUAAUAAUUUUACUAUCGUUGUGUACGUAUGUAGUGUUUGGCAACGAUAGAUGUGAUAAUGUGAAGACUCCGGUCAGUGUAUUGAGGAAGAGAAGGCAUUUGACGUUUCCUGAAGGAACGGCGAUGGUUUUGACCAUGUCUGUGCUGAAAACGGUGAUGGUACACGCUCCAUCAGGUUGGAAUGUGGCUGUCGAGAUCGAUGUUAUCUAUCCCUUGCCGAGUGCAGAGAUGAUCAACUUGCUGUUUAGAAGAAAGUUGCAUCAUCGACAGAAGAGGGAACUUUGGGAGAAGUUGCAACAUGCGUUGCAGAGUUACAACUUGGACGGUCGCUCCUGUAUUUAUCGGAGCAUAUGUGAAGCGAGAACACACUUGGCUCCACCGGGGAAGUCCUUGGUGCAUGACAUUUUGAGGGCUGUAUUUACCGCCCCAGUCCACGAGGAAGGAUUUAAAGAGGAAGUUAAUGAAACUUAUUAUGAGUUAUUGGAACCAAACGUCUGUGAAAGAAUCCACGAUUGCCCUAUUUCGAUACUGGAAGUUGUAUUGGGUUUGAAUAAAAACAGCUAUUUUUGAUCAUGUGA
Messenger RNA from Helicoverpa zea (corn earworm), 659 nucleotides. RefSeq lists its product as uncharacterized. The coding region runs from base 61 to 651 and encodes 196 amino acids. NCBI's taxonomy places the organism in Eukaryota, Metazoa, Arthropoda, Insecta, Lepidoptera, Noctuidae. The transcript is spliced from 4 exons. The record is from RefSeq and is a predicted model, not a curated record.